AUGUCAAGGACCGCAACUGAUAGUACUGACUUGAACCAAGUUUGGAAAUUCUCCCAAUGUUUUGGUGACAAAGCUGAAGUAGAAAAUAUCACUGAAGCCGAUAUCAUCUCAGCUGUUGAAUUUGAUCACACCGGUGACUACCUAGCCACCGGUGAUAGAGGUGGUAGAGUUGUUCUAUUUGAAAGAAACUUCUCUAAAAAAAACUGCGAAUAUAAAUUUCAUACUGAAUUUCAAAGUCAUGAUGCUGAAUUUGAUUACUUGAAAUCUUUGGAAAUUGAAGAAAAAAUCAACAGAAUCAGAUGGUGCAAAAGAUCUAACCAAGCUCACUUCUUACUAUCAACUAACGAUAAAACCAUAAAAUUAUGGAAAAUUUAUGAAAAAAAUAUUAAAGUAGUAUCAACAAAUAACUUGACAGAAAAUAUCGACAUCAACAACAAUAACAAUAACACAACUAAAAUCGAUAUUAGUCUCAAUAGCCUACACCUCCCAAAACUAGAAAUCCAAGAUAAAAUUAUAGCUGCUUCUCCCAAAAGAAUAUUUGCAAAUGCUCAUUCUUAUCACAUUAAUUCCAUCACUCUCAACUCCGAUGGCGAGACUUUUAUCUCUUGCGAUGAUUUAAGAGUCAAUUUAUGGAAUCUAGGUAUUGCUAAUCAAUGUUUUAACAUCAUCGAUAUCAAACCAGUGAAUAUGGAAGAAUUAACAGAAGUCUUGACUUCAGCUGCUUUCCAUCCAACUUCUUGCAAUAUAUUCAUGUACUCUUCCUCAAAGGGUAUUGUGAAGUUAGCAGAUAUGAGAGAAAACGCCUUUUGUGAUUCAAAGACUAAAGUAUUUGAAGAACACAUCAAUCCUCAAUCUCACAACUUUUUCACUGAAAUUACAAGCUCAAUCUCCGAUGUAAAAUUCUCAAAUGAUGGUCAAUAUAUCGCUAGCAGAGACUACAUGACUGCUAAAAUUUGGGAUGUCAGAAUGGAAAAUAAACCAGUAAGAACUAUCAAUGUCCACAAUCACUUGAGAGAAAAAUUAUGUGAUGUUUACGAAGUUGAUGCAAUAUUCGAUAAAUUCCAAUGUGUAUUCUCGGGUGACAGUAAAUCAAUCUUAACUGGUUCUUAUAAUAACAAUUUCAUGAUUUAUCCAAAUGUCGUAUCAGAGACUCCAACGAAUCCAAAUAAAAAAUUCCCUUCAAAUACUAACAAUGGUAAUGUAAUCUCUCUUAAUACAAACAACUUUUCAAAUAGGACAAAUGAUUUCCUUGAUGAAAGUUAUUACAAUGAAGAUGACGAUGAUGAUGAAAAUGAAAUUCCAGAAAUUGUGUUGACAGCGGAUAAACCUGCUUUUAAAGCUAAAAGAGUUGGAGUACCCAGUUUCAAAAAACAUAGAUUCAAUGAGAAAAAUCCCGUUGAUUUCACAAAAGGUAUAUUACAUUAUUCAUGGCAUCCAAGAGAAAAUUCUGUUGCAAUUGCUGCAACUAAUAAUUUAUAUAUAUUUUCAACAUUAUAA
Ascoidea rubescens DSM 1968 is the source of this 1497-nucleotide messenger RNA. It is a transcript of the gene CDC55, whose product is annotated as protein phosphatase 2A regulatory subunit CDC55. Gene Ontology annotation, biological process: peptidyl-serine dephosphorylation. Gene Ontology annotation, cellular component: cytosol; protein phosphatase type 2A complex. Gene Ontology annotation, molecular function: protein binding; protein phosphatase regulator activity. The record is from RefSeq and is a predicted model, not a curated record. The coding region runs from base 1 to 1497 and encodes 498 amino acids. NCBI's taxonomy places the organism in Eukaryota, Fungi, Ascomycota, Saccharomycetes, Ascoideales, Ascoideaceae. The transcript has 2 exons.